Molecule: messenger RNA, 2492 nt
Organism: Pocillopora damicornis (cauliflower coral)
Lineage: Eukaryota; Metazoa; Cnidaria; Anthozoa; Scleractinia; Pocilloporidae
Product: forkhead box protein L2
Biological process (GO): anatomical structure morphogenesis; cell differentiation; regulation of transcription by RNA polymerase II
Molecular function (GO): RNA polymerase II cis-regulatory region sequence-specific DNA binding; DNA-binding transcription factor activity, RNA polymerase II-specific
Source: RefSeq, a predicted model, not a curated record
UACACAGUUUCGCGGCGAAAAAGAAUGUUAAUCCUGGAAAACGGGCUCCUAGAAAGCAGACACCUGCAGACAAAAACCAAAUUAAUAUUGUAUACACGGUGAAGAAACCACGAGAUGGAUCGAAAAUAGAAAUAUAAACAACCAGCCAUCGUUAAAACUUGCAAUUUGGUUAACUCAGCGUGAAAUACUCGAAAAGUAAUGGUUCUCUCUGUUUUUAGCGGUUUGAAAGUACAAUCGCCGUACGACAAAGGUACAAAGUUUGUAGAAAGGUCGGACACCUAAGUGAACAGAAUCCUUGUUUUUGCGAGGAGCUCUUGCGUUUAUUAACAAAGACAACUGAAAAGUUUCCACAUGGAAAAACACAGCUUGAAACAUACAGUGGCAACCUAACUUUGGCAAAAAAUUUCGUUUGGGCGGAUUAAAAGGUAAAUACACACAUGGCAAACAAGUGCAUUUAUCGAUGCAAAUCCAACCGUUGGCUUUUGUCUUCACAGAAAUGGAGAAAAUCAAUUUGAAAAGAAUCCCUGUCUUGAAGGUUAAUUUUGCAUUAUGUUUACAUAAGUCAUGGGAGGACGCGGUGACAGCUUCUGAAUAUUGCAUGAAUGUUUGUACAAAUAAAAUACCUUUAAAACGAUAUCAAAUAUUUCAAAAGUAUAAAUAUUUAAUCAACUUUGAUUUAAGGAGGCAAAGUGCCUAUUCGUCUGACACUUCUGCUUGCCUUCUCGACGGCGAAGUCCAAACCUAGGAGAACUUCCCUGAACAGCCUCCAACACUUCAGAAUUAACUCUGUCAAACACAAGCAAAAUGGCCUCUUCAACCCACGACCAUCAACUAAGCAGCUACGAGCCUGAGCUCAAGAAAGACGAUAGCGACUCGAGUCAAGUUGAGAGCGAAAAAGCCGAAACUAAGGAGGCCUCGUCGAAAGAUCCCAAUGUGAAGCCGCCGUACUCUUACGUCGCGCUGAUCGCGAUGGCGAUUCGAGAGUCUUCAGAAAAGCGGUUAACCCUCAAUGGAAUUUACCAGUACAUUAUCAGUAAGUUUCCGUUUUACGAGAAGAAUAAGAAGGGAUGGCAAAAUUCCAUACGGCACAAUUUGUCACUCAAUGAGUGUUUCAUUAAAGUUCCCCGAGAAGGCGGCGGGGAGAGAAAAGGAAACUACUGGACCUUAGAUCCAGCUUGCGAGGAUAUGUUUGAGAAAGGUAACUACAGGCGCCGGCGCCGCAUGAAGAGACCUUACCGGCAACAAACUCUGCAGCACACCAACGGAAUGCUAACAGAUCCGCGCGCGGCAGCGUAUGGAAACUUCAUCGCUCCCAAGUGGUCAGCUUAUAAUCCAGUUCAAAGUGUACCUACUGCAGGAGGAAACUGGCGAACUGCUCAGCCUGCUGGCCCUCUUUCGUACCCGUGCAACCCGCAAUCGUCUAGAGUUCCACCGGGGUAUGCGGUUGCACCCUACAUGAACAUGGGAUCAACUGUUGGAGUCCCAGUCAGCUCAUACACAGGUACGCAGUAUUCUACACAAAUCCAGAACCCCGUGAAUAAUCAAUGUGGGUACGGAGCCGUGGCAAUGCCCAGUGUAGGUUGUCGCAGACAAACUGAUCAUACAGCCGCAGUGCAUGGCCAUCAUUUUACUAAUCCGUACUGGAAUCCACCUGACAAGCAUUCAUUUGACGCUCAACCACGUUCAUAGGGUAAACGUGUGCGAGAGAUUAUUGACUGAAAAAACGUUUCUACGAUCUAGAGAUUUUAUUUAUAUGAGAACACAUAAGAAUUACUCUUGGACCUGACUGCAAAUAGAGAAAGAAAAGUACGGAAAAAGCCUCUUAAAAAAAGCAAAAAAAAAAGCGAACUAACAAACUCGAGAUGUACGCUCCAAAAUUAUAGAGAUUUCAUGUAAUAUUUGAGUAUUAUAUUUACUUUAAUCAUUAAAUCAGAAGCCCCUUGAUAUGGUAUCUGGGCAUUCCAACCAGUUCAGCAGUUGACCUUCCAAACAAAUCAAAUUGUACCAAAUCUAAUAUUAUCUACGAUAAAGGAAAAAAAGGAAAUGAAAAUUCUCCUAAGAUUUAUUCUUAUUGCGCACGUUUUCGAAUGCUCGAAGUUCAAACUGAAAGUUGACGAGCUAGUAAAUUCAUUAGGUACACUUUUGUGAACUGUUAUUAGUAUAGACUUUCUACUUCAGCGUGAAUGCGUGAAACGCCAAUGAUCUCUUUUGCCGCGUGAAGUCUUUUAGCUUUUAACUGUAACUUGCAGUUACACUUUCAACAAAGAGGAUUUUGUCGAUCUGUUCAAUCCAUUUUAGAAUUUUGAGGAAGUACCUCUAGUGUUUGUUGACUUUGAUUUUGAAUAAUUUCUCGAACCGGCGGUUACUCGCCACUUAAAAGGUUCAAGGAAGAAAUGGAAGAAACGAACUUUUUGAAAAUAAUUUAUUUGCCGAUGCGGCAUUGUCACUGUCUUUUCUAUGCCUUCAAAGAAAAUAAACUCAUAGUCAGGGUA